Nelumbo nucifera (sacred lotus) is the source of this 2724-nucleotide messenger RNA. The record is from RefSeq and is a predicted model, not a curated record. NCBI's taxonomy places the organism in Eukaryota, Viridiplantae, Streptophyta, Magnoliopsida, Proteales, Nelumbonaceae.
AUUAAUGCGUGAAGUGAACGGGCAUCAGCAUUCAGCAUUCAGCAACCGUACGUGAUUAUUUAUGUGGCCAGGCCACAGGCCAGUUACUUCGAACAAAACGAAAACGAAAUGCAUCGAUGCCAAGCCAAACACGACCAGCCUCUGAUCUAAAACGUUCGUUGAAUCAGAUCCAGUUGACCAGACAAAACUGAAUUUUGAACUGUCAACCGUCUGGAUUGCGAUUGCUAUACGCCUAUACCCGUAAUCACAUCCACUGCAAUACCCCCUCCCAGCCCCUCUGUCUCUGACCACCUCCAGAGUCCAGAUAAAAUGAAAGAAAGUUGCAGAAGAACGUAACGAUCAAUCCACGAAAUGGCGGGUAAAUAACGGUACGGUUGGCUCGCAGUAGCGACACACACAGCCAAUUCCUCUGGCUCUCUUCAGUUCUCGGUCCCUCCUGCACCGGCGACAAUGCCCGUCUCCCGGUCUCCACACGACACAUGGGACUGCAUGCUCCCGGGCCCACCUAGCCGGAACAAUGGCGGAUCUGCCCACUGCAGCACCAACGGCCUCCUCGCUUACGGUGCUGGGAGCAGCGUCGUCGUCGUCGAUUCGCGAACCAUGCAGCUCAUCUCUGUACUCCCCAUGCCCGCCCCCUCCGCCUCCCCAAUCGGCCUCGCCCCAUUCGUCACGGCAGUCUGCUGGACCCCGCAACCCAUCCGCCGCGACCUCCUCACCCAUGAACCUUCCAAUUCUCACCUCCUCAUCGCCGUUGGCGACCGCCAGGGCCGUAUCGCUCUCUGGGACUUCCGACUCCGACAGGUCAUUCUCUGGUUGGAAUUCGAUUCUCCUACCUCGCUGGCCUUUUCCGAUAAAUCGAAACCUGGGAUUCAGGAUCUCUGUUGGAUCCGUGCCAAAGCCGAUUCCUUGAUUCUUGCCUCCAUAAGCGGCCCCUCUCUUCUUUCUCUCUGGAAUACGUCCAAUGGCAGAUGCAUAUGGAGAUACGACGCCUCCCCUGAAUACUUUUCCUGCAUUCGUCGCGAUCCAUUUGAUUUCAGGCAUUUCUGUGCAUUGGGGCUGAAAGGGUUUCUGCUCUCAGUUAUUGUCCAUGGAGAGGAGGAGAAUGACGUUGUGAUUAAGGAGCUUCAUGUCCCGACUUUCAGUGACUUCAGAGAGUUGCACAAGGUUGAAAAAGAAGGGGGUAAUAAUCCGGCGACUUCUCCCGCGCUCGCGGUGUUUCCUCUAUUUAUCGUGAGGUUCUCAUUUUCACCACAGUGGAGGUACAUUCUAUUUGUUACUUUCCCCAAGGAGUUGGUAGUGUUUGAUUUACAAUACGAGACCUCACUAGCUUCUGCUUCACUACCCCGCAAAUGUGGCAAGUUUCUGGAUGUUCUGCCUGAUCCCGAUAACGACUGGCUUUACUGUGCUCACCUUGAUGGCAAAAUAAGCAUCUGGAGGCGGAAGGAGGGAGAACAAGCUAACAGGAUGUGUGUGAUGGAAGAAAUAAUGCCCUCAAUUGGCACAUCUGUUCCUUCUCCUGCUCUUCUUUCUGUCAUCCUCUGUCAAUCAGAGGCAAUGCUCCAAAAUAUUGUCAAGCUUUGUCCUAAUUCAUCUCAUGAUUCACCUGCUGAGGAUUAUGAUGCCCCAUUAGAUUGUUAUAGCAAGUCUGAUCUUGUUCCUAAGGCACAUAUAAUCUCCAUUACUGAUGAUGGGAAAAUAUGGAACUGGCACCUCACUGCUGAAGGGGCUAGAGAUUCUUUGGAGGCUAUUAGAAAGGCAUGGGUGUCUAAUUCCAGUGAAGUGACAGCCCAAGAGAAACAUAAUAAAACAAUAGAUGUUUCCACUCAUGGGCCUUUAUUUGAGGCAGUUAAGGAAUCAGGGCCUAUAAAGAGAAGUUCUAGUCGAACAUCAAAAUCAGCGCAUACCAUUGGAGACUUAUCUUUUAAGAUUAGCUUAGUGGGCCAGCUUCAUCUUCUUUCUUCGACUAUCACAACUCUAGCUGUACCAUCUCCUUCUUUAACAGCUACUUUGGCUCGUGGGGGUAACUAUCCUGCCGUAGCAGUUCCACUGAUUGCUUUAGGAACUCAAAGUGGGAUGAUAGAUGUCAUUGAUGUUUCUGCCAAUGCUGUAGCAUCAAGCUUUUCUGCUCAUAGUACUAUUGUUAGAGGAUUACGAUGGCUUGGGAAUUCUCGGCUUGUUUCAUUCUCAUAUGUUCAGGUGAGUGAAAAAGCUGGAGGCUAUACUAAUAGACUUGUUGUGACCUGUCUUAGAAGUGGUCUUAAUCGAACAUUCCGUGUCCUACAAAAGCCAGAACGUGCUCCUAUAAGAGCUUUAAGGGCAUCUUCAUCUGGAAGGUAUCUUCUUAUUUUGCUUCGCGAUGCACCUGUGGAGGUUUGGGCUAUGACGAAGUGUCCUAUUAUGCUUAGAUCACUGGCUCUUCCAUUCACCGUAUUGGAGUGGACACUUCCAACAGUACCACGGCUUCAUAAAGUGCCAUCUAGGCAAUCAUCUUUUCCCUCUAAAGAACAUAUGAUGGCCCCAGCUGCAGCAUCUAUAUAUGCAUCUUGCACAGAUUCCAAAACAACUGAUAUAUCUAUUGACGACACAUCUGAAAGUUUUUCAUUUGCACUAGUAAAUGGUGCACUGGGAGUUUUUGAGGUUCAUGGGAGAAGGAUCCGAGAUUUCAGGAGAGUGUUGGGUUCUAGUGUGCUCACAGGCAAUACAGAUAUGUAUAGUGGUAUGUGA